Saprolegnia diclina VS20 is the source of this 812-nucleotide messenger RNA. RefSeq lists its product as hypothetical. Bases 63 to 692 code for a protein of 209 amino acids. The transcript has 3 exons. NCBI's taxonomy places the organism in Eukaryota, Oomycota, Saprolegniomycetes, Saprolegniales, Saprolegniaceae. Gene Ontology annotation, molecular function: GTP binding; GTPase activity. The record is from RefSeq and is a predicted model, not a curated record.
UGCAAACGUCGUUUGGGCUCGAGUGACGAAGCGCCUCUCGUUACAGGCGGAAACGGUUGAGCAUGAAGAACGUCUUGCUGCUGGGUAUGGACGGUGCGGGGAAGACGGUGCUGCUGCGCCGCCUACGCCACAUGUGCGUGGACGAGAAGCCAAAGUACUCGGGCCUGACGCGGCUGUUAUUGCGGCGCGACGACAAGGCGGCGGCGACGCCCCAUUCGACCUUCCACAUCACAACGCCGACGACAGGCAUUGAGGAAGAGACGUUGUCGCACAGUGGCGCCCCAUUUACGAUCAAGGAGGUCGGUGCACCGAUGCUCUCCAUGUGGCAAGCGUACUACGCCCAGUGCGAUCAGUACCUCUUUGUCAUUGACGUCUCGAACGCGCCGCAGCUCGCGAGCGCCACCAUGGAGCUCUUCAACAUCCUCCACAACGAGACGAUGGCGUUAAAGCCUGGCUGCAUCGUCCUCAACAAGAUCGACUCCCCGCUCUCGCUGCCCACGUCGCUCCUGAGGUCUCUCCUUAGCUUGGACCAGCUCUCGAGCUUGGCCAACAUUGAGAUUGUGCGCCUGAGUGCGCUCACGGGCGAGAAUGUGGGCACGGUGCUUCAUUGGAUAUCAGGACGGACCCAAGGCAACCUACGGCUGAGCGUCUUUGACGCCAACUACAGCCGCGUCCACCCCGCCGCUGUCUAAUGCGUAUCGCUGUAGAUUGAGCUAAGCCGAGGGCAGUAGAGAGUUGUGUAAUAAUCACCCGCCGCUGUCGGAGGUCCCAGUAGUAUGGACAGGACAUAUAGGUGGUAGUUGUCCUACCUC